CGCCCUAUGCCGAACGGGCGCCCGGGCCCUCUCCCCGACGGCUUGAGAUGUGACCAAUAGGGAUGUCGAGUCAGGAUUGACAGGCCCAGCAUCCUGUCGGCAGGAAACAUGUGCCGCGCGGCCCGCCCCCUGCUCCGGGCCGCCAGCGCCCGCCAACACCCGGCCGCGGCAGCAGGGCCAAUGCGGCGCGGGGGGCGGGCUGCGGGGCGGGGAUUGUUUACGUCUCGUUCGGGAGCUGAAAGUAGGUCACGGCCGGCCGGCGGAACGCGGCGGCGGCGACAGAUCCUGUCCACCAUGGCCAGGCGUCCUCGCAGCAGCACAGCUUGGCAUUUCGUCCUGAGUGCAGCCCGCCGAGAUGCGGAUGCCCGGGCCGUGGCUCUGGCGGGGAGUGCUAACUGGGGCUACGACUCAGAUGGGCAGCACAGUGACUCUGACUCGGACCCCGAGUCCUCAGCCCUGCCGCCACCCAUCCCCAGCGCCGUGCCCGUGACCGGGGAGUCCUUCUGUGACUGUGACAGUCCGAGUGAGGCCUCCUUCUGCAACAGCCUGCACGCGGCACACCGGGGCAAGGACUGUCGCUGCGGCGAGGAAGAUGAGCAUUUUGACUGGGUGUGGGAUGACCUGAAUAAGUCUUCGGCCACCCUGCUGAGCUGUGACAACCGCAAGGUCAACUUCCACACGGAGUACAGCUGCGGCACGGCGGCCAUCCGGGGCACCAAGGAGCUGGGGGAGGGCCAGCAUUUCUGGGAGAUCAAGAUGACCUCUCCCGUCUAUGGCACCGACAUGAUGGUGGGCAUCGGGACAUCAGACGUGGAUCUGGACAAGUAUCACCACACAUUCUGCAGCCUGCUCGGCAGGGACGAGGACAGCUGGGGCCUCUCCUAUACGGGUGCGCGGGGCACUGCGGCCGGUGGGGCGGGCGGGAGGCCGGGGUGGCAUGGCUCACCCCUCCGCCACUCCCCGCCCCCCCCCAGGGCUCCUCCACCACAAGGGCGACAAGAUGAGCUUCUCGUCGAGAUUCGGCCAGGGCUCCAUCAUUGGUGUGCACCUGGACACCUGGCACGGCACGCUGACCUUCUUCAAGAACAGGAAGUGCAUAGGCGUGGCGGCCACCAAGCUGCAGAACAAGAAGUUCUACCCGAUGGUGUGCUCCACCGCGGCCAAGAGCAGCAUGAAGGUGAUCCGCUCGUGCGCCAGCGUCACGUCCCUGCAGUUCCUGUGCUGCUACCGCCUGCGCCAGCUGCGGCCCGACUCCGGGGACACGCUGGAGGGUCUGCCCCUGCCGCCCGGCCUGAAGCAGGUGCUGCGCCACAAGCUGGGCUGGGUCCUGAGCAUGAGCUGUGGCCGCCACAAGCCCCCCGCGCCCUCGCCCAAGGCCAUGGCCGAUCCCAGCGGCCCUGAGACCCGGCGCUGCCAGAGGAAGCGCUGCCGACGGACCUAACUUGUUUUCCAACGAAAACUGCUUUUCCGGGCCGAGGUGGCGCGUUCUCCGUCCCUCCCUUUUGGGCCACGCUCCAGGGCAGCAGACAGGACGGAGCUGAGGUCCGUCCCUCUGCCACCCGAGGCUGGGACAGGCCCUGCGCUCCUGAAAGCAGAACUGUCCAAGGGCACCUGCUUCCUGCGUUGGGUGUGGGGGCGGCCGUCCUGGCUCUUUGGGACUGACCGCGGGCCCGGGCGGCUGUUGGGGGCUGCGGAGGACACACGUCAGAGGCGGCACCGCGGCUGCCGCCAGCCGGGGCUCUUUCUUAACUUGCCUUUUGCAUGUGGUCAGCUGCUGUCUCUCCCGUCCCAGGCUGAAAUGACCCUAAUAAACUGGGCGUUUGGGCAA
Molecule: messenger RNA, 1828 nt
Organism: Leopardus geoffroyi (Geoffroy's cat)
Lineage: Eukaryota; Metazoa; Chordata; Mammalia; Carnivora; Felidae
Gene: SPSB3
Product: splA/ryanodine receptor domain and SOCS box containing 3
Exons: 6
Coding region: 109-1401 (430 amino acids)
Biological process (GO): proteasome-mediated ubiquitin-dependent protein catabolic process
Cellular component (GO): SCF ubiquitin ligase complex
Molecular function (GO): protein binding
Source: RefSeq, a predicted model, not a curated record